This is a messenger RNA of Dentiscutata erythropus, 282 nucleotides long. NCBI's taxonomy places the organism in Eukaryota, Fungi, Glomeromycota, Glomeromycetes, Diversisporales, Gigasporaceae. The record is from the annotation of a GenBank genome assembly.
AUGUCUGUACCAGCCGGUAAAUUUCCGACUCCGGUUAAUCAUAACGAUGAUUUAAAUUCCAAAGCUGAGGAAUUACGUUCAACAAUCAAAUUUCAACUUAAAAAAGUUCUUUGUCUUGGCGUAGCAGUUGGCCACGUUCAGAUGACCGAAGACGAAUUGCUUGCCAACAUUAUGAUGAGCGUUAAUUUUUUGGCUCUUUACUCAAGAAGCAUUGGCAAAAUAUUAAAAAAUGUAAGUAGAAUAAAUGAUUUUCUCAAACGGCAAUUACCAAAGUUAUCAUAG